This is a messenger RNA of Synchiropus splendidus (mandarinfish), 4503 nucleotides long. RefSeq names its product semaphorin-5B-like. The record is from RefSeq and is a predicted model, not a curated record. The transcript has 22 exons. Gene Ontology annotation, molecular function: chemorepellent activity; semaphorin receptor binding. Lineage: Eukaryota; Metazoa; Chordata; Actinopteri; Syngnathiformes; Callionymidae. The coding region runs from base 162 to 3440 and encodes 1092 amino acids. Gene Ontology annotation, biological process: negative regulation of axon extension involved in axon guidance; positive regulation of cell migration; neural crest cell migration.
CGCCACUGUGUGUCCAUGUGUAACAAGUUCACUCGACCUCCAGUUCCUCUCUCUGGUACAAUGUAGCACGGGAUCUUUGCCACACGACUGCCUCUGGAAUCACUCAUAUGAUGAUGAAAUGUGUCCCUAAGCCCGAAUGAAGGCUGGGUUCGGUCCUAAACAUGGCAGUUUCAGGCUGGAUGGCAGGGACCCUCCUCCUCACUGGCCUACUCUUCCUAUGUCCGCGUUCCUGUCCGUCCGAAAAGCUGCAAAUCAAGCCCGUAGACUGCACCCGAAAAGAGCACCCAGUGGUCGGCCAUCAAGCGCUGAAGCAGUGGGUGUCUGAGUUCUCCCAUCCCGGCGUGAAAGAUUUCUCCCAGUUGGUUCUGGACCUGAGCAGAAACCAACUUAUUGUUGGAGCGAGAAACUUCCUCUUCAGAUUGAGUAUAAACAACGUCUCCCUCUUGCAGGCGGCUGAGUGGGCACCUGAUGAAGACAUCCGACGUUCAUGUCAGAGCAAGGGAAAGUCAGAGGAGGAGUGUCAAAACUACAUUCGUGUUUUGUCACUCACUGGGAUGACUCUUUUCACAUGUGGGACAAACGCUUUCACUCCCAUUUGCAUGACAAGGCAGAUUGACAACAUUGGUGAAGUGUUAGACACGGUAAACGGUGUGGCCCGCUGUCCCUACGACCCCCGUCACAACUCCACUGCCAUGGUCACUGAGACUGGCGCGUUGUAUGCAGCCACUGUGAUCGACUUCUCCGGACGGGAUCCAGUCAUCUACAGAAGUCUGGGGAAUAUUCCGCCACUGCGAACAGCUCAAUACAAUUCCAAAUGGCUCAAUGAACCUCACUUUGUGUCAGUGUAUGAGAUCGAGCGGUUUGCCUACUUCUUCCUGCGGGAAACGGCUGUUGAAAACGACUGCGGGAAGACGGUGUUCUCUCGAGUGGCCCGGGUGUGCAAGAAUGACAUGGGCGGUCGUUUCCUCUUGGAAGACACCUGGACCACCUUCAUGAAGGCUCGACUCAACUGCUCCCGCUCGGGAGAAAUCCCCUUUUACUACAAUGAGCUUCAAAGCACCUUCUACGAGCCCAAGCAGAACCUGAUCUACGGCAUCUUCACGACCAAUGUCAACAGCUUGUCAGCCUCUGCAGUUUGUGCUUUCAACAUGAGCGGCAUAACUCAAGCCUUCAAUGGACCCUUCCGCUUCCAAGAGAACCCCAGAACAGCAUGGCUGUCCACACCGAAUCCCAUUCCAAAUUUUCAGUGUGGGACACUGGAGGAGGAUGGGCCUGGGGAGAACCUGACAGAAAGAAGUCUCCAGGACGCUCAGAGGCUCUUCCUGAUGAACGACGUGGUCCAGCCCGUGACCGUCAACCCUCUGCUCAGCCAGGACAAUUUGCGGUUUUCUAAGUUAGUGGUGGACACGGUGCAGGGCAAAGAGGACCUCUACCAUGUCCUUUACAUUGGGACAGAAUACGGCACCAUCCUGAAGACUCUCGCCUCCACCGACAAAAACCUCCGUGGAUGCUUCCUGGAGGAACUCAGGAUCCUUCCUGAGGGCCAAAUUGGACCAAUCAAGAGCCUCAGGUUACUUGAGGCAGACAGGUCUCUCUUUGUGGGAUACGAUGACAGACUGGUGAAGAUCCCGUUAGAGCGCUGUUCCAGCUACCUAAGUGAAAGUCAUUGCAUAGAAGCUCGUGACCCCUACUGUGGCUGGGAUCUCAAAGAGAAGAGGUGCACCACACUCCAGGAGAGCAGCAACAUCAACCACUGGAGGCAAAACAUCAGCCAGUGUCCAGUGAGAAACCUCACGCAGGAUGGUGGCUUUGGCCCUUGGACACCGUGGCAAGCGUGUAACCACAACGACGGAGAGGGCGUCAUUAGUAACUGUAUGUGCCGGUCCCGCUCAUGCGACGGACCGGUGGCCCAGUGUGGUGGAGUCGAAUGCAAGGGUCCAACCAUCCAGGUGGCAAACUGUUCAAGGAAUGGAGGUUGGACUCCAUGGUCCUCAUGGGGCCAGUGCAGCAGCACUUGUGGUAUUGGUUUUGAGGUGAGACAGCGGUCGUGCAACAACCCCUCUCCACGUCACGGCGGCCGUGUCUGUGUGGGCCAAGGUCGUGAGGAGAGGUUGUGCAAUGAGAGGAAGCCUUGCCCACUGCCAGUGCUGUGGACGCCGUGGGGAUCCUGGGCUCACUGCAGUGCUGAAUGUGGCGGCGGGGUGCACUCCAGAACUAGAACUUGUGAGAAUGGAAACAGCUGUCCGGGAUGUGCACUGGAAUAUAAGGCGUGUAAUUUGGAAUCGUGCCCAGAGGUUCGGCGAAACACCCCGUGGACUCCUUGGAUGCCAGUUAAUGUUAGCCUCGACGGAUCCCGCCAAGAGCAGAGGUUCCGAUACACUUGUCGAGCACUUCUGUCCGAGCCGCAGCUGCUCCAGCUGGGAAGGAAAAAGAUGGAGAAUCGGUUUUGUCCCAACGAUGGAACUGGAGGAUGUCAAACAGAUUCUCUGGUGAAAGACUUGGUCAGAACCAGCAGCAGGACCUCGUCGCAGCCCAGAGGAGCUCACUGGGGCUCUUGGGAGACGUGGUCCAGCUGUUCCCAGGAGUGUUCAAGAGGUUUUCGAAGCCGUAAACGAGGAUGCUCAUCGGCAGAGGGCCGGACAAAUCCCAGCCUGUGUGUCGGGGCCCCAGUGGAAUACCAGGACUGUAACAUGCAACCAUGCCGAGCAAACGGGGCUUGGUCUUGCUGGUCUUCCUGGUCCCAGUGCUCCGCCCUCUGUGGGGGUGGCCACUAUCAACGCACUCGCGCGUGCAACAAUCCGGCCCCGGCUAAUGGUGGAAAACUCUGUUUAGGCCUCCACACAGAAGAAGCACUGUGCAACACACAUUUAUGUGGAGUGGAUUUCAGUGACUGGACUCAGUGGGGGGACUGCGAUGACCAGGGUCUUCAGCACCGCGUACGUCGCUGUGGUGAGGACCAGCGAGCCGGGGUCCAGCCCUGCCAGGGCAACAUCACCCAGUCCAGGCCGUGCAGGGCUCAUGAGGUCCCAGUCAUUUUACCAGGACAGGAGGAUGAGAACUGUGGAUCCUUCACCGUGUUCCAGCUGAUAGCAGUAGGAAUGGCCAGUUUCUUUGCAGCCGGACUUCUCUCUGCUCUGGUCUUCACCUACUGCCACCACCUGAACCGGGCGUCAGCUGAGUCAGCAGUCAUCCACCCCAGCACACCAAACCACCUCACCUACAACAAGCAAGACAACACUGUGCCAAAGAACGAGAAGUACAUCGCCAUGGAGUUUAAGACGCUCAACAAGAAUAACCUCCGCGUGAAUGAGGAGACCUGCAACCACUUCCCGGCUCCUCUGCCCUCCAGCAACAUGUUCACCGCCACCUACUACCCGCCCAACCUCAGCAAGUAUGACUUCCACCAAGACUCUCCCUGCAGGACAUACAGGCACAGCUGAGUGAAAAAAGAAACAAACAAAUCUUGAAUGCCAAAACUUGUCAGCAGUGACGUCACAAGUUGAAGAAAACACUAACAGGUUAGUGAGAACUGAGGUUAUCACAUCAUUAUGAUCUCCUGCAGAAGACUAGAGGAACAUCCAGAUUUGAGGUUUUGAAAAACUAAAAUAUGAGUACCAACAUCUUGGAAAACAAAGGCAGUUGAAAUCAUAACACAGCACCGAGUCGGACUGUGAAUGCACUGUAUGUUGCAGAGUUUGUCUCGACAGCAGCUAAACAUCCGAGGCAGCUCACUUUAUAACCAAGUUUGUUUUUGUUGCACAUGGAGUCUUCUUUGUUUGUUGGUCCAUCAGUUCCACAUGUCAGACCCGUCCAUUACAGAGCACUGAAGUCAGAGUCAAGCCCAAGGUGGAGACACACUCUCAUUUAUGACUGUAUUAGAGAGCCAAAAAACCUCUGAAUUGAUGACUGAACAACGAUCCAUGGCCAUAUGACAUAAUGAUGAUCAAGAGUGAAGCCACCACACUCCAGCUUUGUUAUUUACUUUAGACGCGAACAUGUGCCUCAUUCUUAAAAUAAAGGGAAAUGCAUUCAAGGGUCAUCAUCCAAAUCAGAAACUGUUUUAGUUCCUUCAGAUCAUCAGAGAACACUGUACGAUUAUGACAUGUCUUUAGGUCACUUUAGCACCUUGUGUUGUCGUUACUCAUUCGCAAAUGUGCCCCAUUCAACACUUUUAAUGUGAGAUGAAGCUCCAUUGAGUAACUGUACAGUUAUUGACCUUGAGGUCUCCAUGAGUCAGAUUUUAUUGAAUGUGAAAGUAGUCUUUGUUGAGCGCUACUUUGCUUGUUUAAAACCUAUAAGCUACAACAGACAGACCGUCUGUGGCGCGGCUGUCGGAUUUUGUUUCCGUAGUAAGAAGGAUUUCAGAUGUGAGAUUCUGUUACACAGUAAACUGAAAUAAAUGUGACAAAGCCCUUCAGCCCUUGCAACGUUUUUGUACCGUUUAUAAUGUGGAAAAACCAAGAUGAAUAAAUGAAAAUGAAGACUAGAAGUUCUUAUUUGUGU